Caenorhabditis bovis is the source of this 2340-nucleotide messenger RNA. NCBI's taxonomy places the organism in Eukaryota, Metazoa, Nematoda, Chromadorea, Rhabditida, Rhabditidae. The record is from the annotation of a GenBank genome assembly.
AUGUCUGUUACAAUGAAGUCGUCCGAGGAAGAGACCAAACCUCUCCAAUUUUUAACAUUCAAUUUUGGUGUUGGAGCAAGGCUAGCGAAUCACGUAUUCGAGUUGGCUUCCGUUUACGGAAUCGCUCGAGAGCUCCAAAGAACACCAAUAUUUUAUAUAGUGGAGAGGAACUACGAGGAUCAGCUGAAACAAGUCGAAGAAGCUUUUCCGGGUCUUGUCUCUCAGUAUAAAAUUGAGACAGGACUGGUUCCGAAUGACGCCGAGAAGAUGGACAUCGGCAGAAACUGUUGUCAGUAUUACGACAUUGGGGAAUUUCGGGGGAAAUCGACACGCCAUCUACACCUCACCGGCCAAUUUUAUCAAAGUUUCAAAUAUUUCGAGAAGUACAAGGAUGAGAUUUUGAAUUUCGUCGCGGGACCCAAACAAUUCAAAACACUUCCAAUGUCAAGCUCCUCCAAUUUCAUAUCCUGCAUCCACGUGCGUCGUGCCGAUUUCGUAGACAACAAACAUCAAGCUACCGAUCUUGAAUUUACCAGAAAUGCCUGGAAAAAAAUCCAGCACGAUGUUUUUGCUGAAGGUCGAGAAUACCUCACAGUUGUUAUGGGAGACGAUCAAAAGUUUGAGAAUCAAGUGUUCCCAGAUGGACAUAUAUCAAAUAGCACCAAAUCUGCUCCAUUGAACACCACAAUUUGGAUAUCUGGCAACUCGCCAACCGACGAUUUGAUCUACUCGCGCUACAAUUGCGACUCCCUUCUGAUCACAGCGCCUUCUUCAACCUUCGGAUGGUGGUUGGGCUAUAUUUCAAAAGGGCAAACAGUUUAUUAUAUAGAUAUUCAGCAAACCAAAGAUGCGGUUUACGUUUCCGGCCAAAUGCGUGUCGAAGAUUUCUACCCGCCGAGCUGGCACAAACUGUCCAUAUCAUUUGCAUUGUUUUACUGUUGUCAGCAAAUUUUCUCUAUAUUCUACAACUUCACACCGGAAUUGGACUGUGCCGACAAAAAUUUCACAUUCUCAAAACCGAAAUGCGAACUAUCGAAAGAGGAAAUCUGCUCGCAGCUCUCUUCGAACUGUUCGCAAUUCGUUGUGGGACCAUCGCCAUUCCAUUCGAUGGUCAUGGACUUUGGGAUGUUUUGCGGUGACGCCGCCUACAACGCCGCCUGGGUGGCUACAAUUCAGUUCAUCGGCGUCCUCGUGGGAACAAUCGUCUACGGCCAUUUGGGCGAUCAUUUCGGCCGGCGACCGAUCUCGCUGAUCGGAAUUUCGAUAGGCGUCGCGUUCGGCGCUGGAUCGGGAUUCGCGCCGAAUUGGCAGGUGUUCGCCGCGCUGCGAUUCGUUUGCGGCACCUCGAUCGCCUGCAUCCUCGUCGUCUUCUACGCCUACAUUCUCGAGUUCAUUCGGCCAGAGCAACGCGUUUUCCUACGAAGCUUCUUCAACUGGGGCUAUGCUCGUGUGGUAUUCACCUUCGUCUGCUGGCUGUGCGGAUAUUGGAGAUCAGCAGCCAUCGCCACCUCCCUCCUAGCGUUGCCGAUCAUCCCAAUCGUGAUUCUCGUGCUUCCCGAAUCCUCAAGAUGGUAUUCCAUCAAGGGAAGGCACGAGGAGGCUCGUUCCGCCGAACGCCGCAUCGCAUUCCUUAGCGGAAUCCCAAUCCGAAAGGAGGACGAGGAGGAGUCGGAUCAGAAGCUCGAUAAGCUUGACGACAAGGUGUACACGAUUCGCGAUUUGUUCACGUCACGCAAAAUUGCGUACCGCACAAUUGUCGUCGGCUCGUUGUGGUUCUCGACAAGCUUGUCGGCGUUCGGCUCGGAUUUGAACUCCGGCAAUUUGGCGGGCAAUUUCUAUCUCAGCCAAUUCGUGUCGGGAGCCGUCACGGCGUUCGCCAAAAUAUUCGUGUUCCUCCUCGACACCUUCCUUCCUUCGUUUGACCGCCGACGCCUCCACCAGCUACCCCAAAUCGCCAUGCUCAUCUGCUACGGCUCCAUCAUGCUGCUCAUGUUGCUCCCAGAGUCUGACUGCUCCCAUCAAGGCGCUCGCGAUCUAGCAAUAAUCCUGAUAAACAUUGUUGGCGUUUCAUUUAUCGAGAUCACAUGGGAUGCCUGCUAUCUGGUCGCUGUUGAGUGCUUCCCAACUCGAAUCCGCACCAUUGGCAUCGGAACCUGCUCGCUGCUGGCGAGGACCGGAGCCCUUCUAGCUCCACAGAUGGCCUACCUCUCGGAUCUGUUCGAACCAGCGCCUUAUGCUGUCGUCUGUACGAUCGGCUUCCUCUCCCUCCUCAUCUCCUUUAUUUUUCUACCAAACACCAAAGGAGUCGAUCUCGCCGAGCUCGACAAGGAUGAAGCAUAA